Guillardia theta CCMP2712 is the source of this 833-nucleotide messenger RNA. RefSeq lists its product as hypothetical. Gene Ontology annotation, biological process: tRNA guanine ribose methylation. The record is from RefSeq and is a predicted model, not a curated record. The annotation marks the transcript as partial. Gene Ontology annotation, molecular function: RNA binding. NCBI's taxonomy places the organism in Eukaryota, Cryptophyceae, Pyrenomonadales, Geminigeraceae. The transcript has 10 exons.
AGGCUGGCAGGGGGCCGAUGAUUCACAUGCUGUUGCCCGUCGCUCCUCAGAGGCUCGCAAAGCUGCAGAGAGCUGUCCUUAACAGGAUGUCCGGAUUUCGAAUUGUCAUUGAUGGGGUGCAAGACCCUGGGAACCAUGCGGCAGUGAUGCGAACGGCGGAGGCGUUGGGGCUGCUCGACCUGCAUGUCAUCCGCUAUGUGAGGGACAAGCCGCAAAGAAGGACCAGCCUCUCCAAGUCGAUCACGAAAGGCGGGGAGCAGUGGCUGAGGAUUCACUUCCACAACACCGCUGGAGACUGCCUGCAUCACCUCCGUCAAGAAGGUUUUUCCCAGAUCCUCGCUGCCAAGCCACGAAACCCUCAAACUGACACCGCGAGAAACCCUGUAGAGCUCAGUGAGGUUGACUUCGGCAAGAAGACAGCAUUGAUCAUAGGCAACGAGAAGAAUGGCGUCUCCUCGGAGAUGUCAGAGCUGUGCGAUGGCGAUUUCUGCAUUGACAUGCAUGGGCUGACGGAGAGUUUCAACGUCAGCGUUGCAGCGGGAAUCUGCAUUCACUGGGGGAGGAGGAAGCGGGAGCUGGCGCUGGGAGGAAAGAUGACAGACUUGGAGCCUCACGAGGCAGAUCGUCUUUUGUAUCAAUACGCUACUUUAAACCACUUGGGGGUGCGAGAGUUGAGAGUGAGAGAAGGAUUGUCAUUGGAGAGCUUCUCUGAGGAAGAACGGAGACUGAUGUGGACAACGGGAGGAGAGACGGCGGACGAAGACACGAAGAAAGCACAGGUUGCAUGCAGAAACGAAGAGUAGAGGCGUCAGUGAAACACAAAGUCAUUUUGC